AUGGCCAUCUCGGCAACAACGACGUUCAGGUAUGUCACUGUCACAAGCGCCGGCGCCAGCGCCACUGCCGACCCGACCUCUGAUCCGGCCCCCUCGGGGGAGAAGCGCGCGCCGAUCUGGAUUUCCAUCUUCAUCCUCUUCGGCGCCCUGACGGGCCUCAUUCUGCUGUUUUUCUGCAUCUGUUGGGUCGCGCGCCGGGUCAUGAUCCCUGGUUUCUCGCCAACACGACCCAACUCGCCGGAUGCGGAAGCGCUCGCUCACGCUCACGCGCACGCCCGUGGCCCCGGCAACGGCCCCGCCUCACCCCGGACCCCGGCACCGGCGAUCCCGGCCGUGGCCUUGGAGGCCAUAGCGCGCAAGGUUGCGCAGCUCGACAAGUCGGCGCCCAUCACGACAUACAAGGCCUGGCUCGCCGAGUAUGAGGGCGAAGGCGAGGGCGAGUGUGUGAGUGAGCCUGAUGAGGAGAGGGACGACGAUGCGGUCAAGGGCGUUGCCAGAGCCAGCUCCUAUGUCGUUUGUGUGGUGUGCCUGGAAACACUCGAGGACAGCGAUCUGAUUCGCACCCUGCCGUGUCGCCACAUUUACCACUCCGAAUGCAUCACGCAGUGGUUCCUCAACAAGCACGACACUUGUCCGCUGUGCAAGGUUCACUACGUGCCGCAGGACAAAGACGAUGCCGCGCUUGCGAGGCCACCGGCGGCGGCUUUCCGAGGACAUAGGCCCUACGACGCGAUGUAUCGGCUCUAUACGCAAGUGCCGAUAUGA
This is a messenger RNA of Verticillium nonalfalfae, 765 nucleotides long. RefSeq lists its product as uncharacterized. The record is from RefSeq and is a predicted model, not a curated record. NCBI's taxonomy places the organism in Eukaryota, Fungi, Ascomycota, Sordariomycetes, Glomerellales, Plectosphaerellaceae. Gene Ontology annotation, biological process: protein ubiquitination. The transcript is spliced from 3 exons. Bases 1 to 765 code for a protein of 254 amino acids. Gene Ontology annotation, molecular function: zinc ion binding.